UUUGUCUGAAGCCCAAUUACAGCAGCCAUCCUCACUAUUAACCCCAAACCCCAAUAUGCCAACACAGACACAAAUUCAUAUAUAUUCCAAGAAAAUAUAUAAGCAUACAUUCCAAGAAAGUAUCAUUUUCAGAAAGGAGUAGAGCGAAACCAAUUCCCAUUUGUAGGGUUCUCUUCAAGCUUAAUUUGAAAAAAAAAAAAAAAAAACAACUCCAGACCCAGCUUCCCAUUAUUGAAAAAGAGAAAAAAAUCGACAAAAUCUUAUCUACAAAGAAGAGACCCGAAUGCUGGUUCGAUUAUGAAGUUGAAUCCGACGAUCAAGGUUUGAAUUGAAGAUCUUCGCAUUGAUACUAUAUAGGAAAUGAGGGAAUAUUUUUAGAGAAAAAGAAAAAUGAAGUCAGACACUCCUCUGGAUUAUGCUCUCUUCCUGCUUUCACCUAGACGAUCGCGAUGUGAAUUAUUUGUUUCCAGCAAUGGAAACACUGAGAAAUUAGCAGCGGGACUGGUUAAACCAUUUGUAGCACAUUUAAAGGCUGUGGAGGAACAAGUUGCAUCUGACGCUCAAUCAGUGAAGCUUGAAGCGGGAAGGCAAAAGAGUUCGGAAAUAUGGUUCACGAAGGGAACACUUGAGAGGUUUGUUCGGUUUGUAAGUACACCUGAUGUUUUGGAACUGGUCAAUACCUAUGAUGCUGAGACGUCUCAGUUAGAAGCAGCCCGAAAAAUAUAUGCGGAGGACAGAGGUGAUCAGCUUUCUGGUAUGCGCUUGUGUAUUUUUAAUUGGUUUAUUUAUCUAACUUCUGCCACCAAAGAUUCUCUCUCUUUUUCUUUCCUUCCCAAUCUGAGAGUUGAUUCUUGUUUUCUGUGGUCUCAACAAUAUAGGAAGGAAUUACUCAGAGCUAUUGAUGUACGGCUUGUCACAGCUCAACAGGACUUAACAUCGGCUUGUGCUCGUGCCGCCGCUGCAGGUUUCAAUGGUGACACAGUCUCUGAACUUCAAAUGUUUGCAGAAUUUUUUGGUGGCCAUCGCAUAAAUGAAGCCUGCAGCAAAUAUAUAUCUUUGAGCGAGAGGCGGGCAGAUUUAAUCAGUCCAUGGAGGUCUGGAACCCAGGAUGGGGCUGUCCGAUCUUCAUAUGGGUCAGACAUGUCCAUUGAUGAGGAUCCCUCCCUCCCUCAGCCCACAGGGCCCCUUUCGGCCAAGAUCCAACAUCAGGAAGAUACCUCCACGUGUGAGCAGCCCAAGCCACCUUCUCUAUCCUUCCCAGUACAACCCACUUUCAGCAGAGAAUCCAGCAGUGAAAGAGAUGACUCAAACAAACAAAAUGAUGGUGUUGUUGAAAAAGAAAUGAAGAAAGAGGAGAGUUCAAGUGCUGAUCAGACUGAAUUGACUCGCACAAGUCAUCAUGUGAGGCGACUCAGCGUGCAGGACCGCAUAAGCCUGUUCGAGAACAAACAAAAGGAGACUUUGGGGAGUGGUGGGAAACCUGUGGUCCGGAAAUCGGUGGAGCUUCGGAGGCUGUCGUCUGAUGUGUCAUCUGCCCCAGCUGCUGUAGAGAAAGCUGUGUUGAGGAGAUGGAGUGGCGCCAGUGACAUGAGCAUUGACUUAAGUGCUGAAAAGAAGGAUACUGAGAGCCCACUGUGCACUCCAUCCUAUGCUUCGGGGUUGCUUUCCAAGUCUGAUGAGAAAAAAGCUUUGAAUUUGAAUGAUACAAUCGCAAGUUCUGUUAAGCUGGAGUCAAGAAUUAUUCCAGGGGUGGCUUCGGGUCGGGUCCUUGAUUGCAGAUUGAAAGAUGCGUCUUCUUUUAGUAGUUUGAAUGAUGGUUCUGAAUCUAAUAUGUCAAAUUCUAUUUUUAGUACUAUGGAAUUUAAUGGUUCUAUGGAUCAAAUGCAUGAGAAGUCUCAGUCAAGGUCAUUUAUUGUGAAGGCUGAUGAUCGACAAAAUUCUGAAGAGGAGUUCAGGUCUUUCCCUGAGAGUAAAGAAGAGGUUCUGAUAGGGUUCAGGCAUCAAGGAAAGUUGAAGGGUGGUGAAGAGCUUGGUGGGGUAAAAGGGAGAGUGGCUUCUGAGACACAGGUUACUGAAGAGAAGGAUCAGGGUGCUCUUCAGACACAGAUUCGGACUUUUGGAAUCAAAGGUGAUCGGCAGGUUGAAAUUUCAAAUUGGAAGGAACAAGAUGAAUUGAGAGACCAGCUUGUUACACAGUCAUGUUCAAAGUCUCCUCAGAAAACAGUGGGAGACUCUGGGCAGUUUGAAGGCCCUGUUGGAUCAAGAAUUAGAGAAGCUUUUGCUGCUCAUUAUAAAGGGGCUGAAAGAGGUUCCUUGUCUUCUCAGUCCAGUAAAAGAUCUGCGGGGGACUUAGGGGAAGCUGGAAAGAAAGAAUCGAUUUUGUUUGAGAAAAUAUCUGGUAUUUCUGCAUCAAAGGUUACCAGUAAAAAAUCUGCGGGGGACUCUGAGGAAGCUGGAAAGAAAGAGUCAAUUUCAUCUGAGAAAAUAUCUGGUAGUUCUGCAUCAAAGGUUGAAGAUUCUGGACUUCAGAAAUUGAAGUUUCAGAGACUAGUUUCGGCACCUGAACAGAUGAACAAGUCACUACUUCGGAGAGACAAAAGCAAUUUUGUUUAUGGAAAUAGUAGAACACCAUUCUCUGGUAAAUUGAUGACGGAGGCUCAGGAUGGUUCUGAUUUAUUUUUAAACCCAACUUCAGAACAAACGCAAAGGGUGAGGCUUUCAAAAGGAAACCCGGAGCUGAAUGAUGAGUUAAAAAUUAAAGCAAAUGAGCUUGAGAAGCUCUUUGCUGAGCUACAACUUCCUGGAGAUCAAUCCAAUUCUGCCCAUAGAGACAGGUCAGCUGAUGUGCAAGGUGAGUCAGCAGUUAGUUUGUCCUACACAAAACCAGUUGCAGAUAUCACUCCUCCUCGACUAUCUGAUAAUUACCUGUCAAGUGAAAUUACAGGGAGCGCUAAAAACAUGACCAAGCUCGGUGCUGCUCCGCUGAUGACAAUGGUUGAUAAUCAAAAGUAUGGCGAUGCUGAGCUUAGUUUUUCAGAAGGCUCUCGAGGGAAAUUGUAUGACAUGUAUGUGCUGAAAAGGGAUGCAAAACUAAGGGAAGAAUGGGGUUCCAACAGAGCUGAGAAAGAAGCUGAGCUGAAAACUAUGCGGGAUAGGUUUGAGCGGAGUGCGGCAGAGAUGAAGGCCAAAUUUUCAGGGUCUGCAGAUAGACAGGAUUCAGUAUCCAGUGCUCACCGACGAGCCGAUAGACUCAGAUCAUUUAGUACCCGGUCAAUUAUCAAAAGGGAGCAGAAACAAAUAGAUUCUGGGAAUAGUGAAGAUGAUGAAGAUGCAUCAGAAUUUGAAGAGCAGGAACAUCUUCGUGAAGAUAGCACUUUGGGCGAGAACUCUCUUGGAGAUGGUGUAUCCAGGAGUGCACCUGGUAAGAAGCUACCUGCUAAAAGUUCAUCCACAUCUAUGCCUCGUACCUCAGCAGCCCCUGCCCCACGAUCUGCUGCCAAAGCUUCCAUUCUCAGUUCUGGGAAGCGUAGAAUGCAAUCUGAAAAUCCACUCGUGCAGUCUGUCCCAAACUUCUUUGACAUGAGGAGAGAAAAUACCAAGCCUUCUUCAGCAGCCAGUAAGACAACUCGACCACAACUAAGAAACUAUGCCCGCAGCAAGAGCACUAGUGAAGAAGCACCAAUUGUCGAGAGAUCACGCCGAUCACAGUCACUGAGGAAGAACUAUGCAAAUCUCAGUGAGUUUAGGGAGAUAUCUCCUGCGGACUCGGGAGAUGCUGUUUUGACACCACUAAAAUUUGACAAGGAAGUUGUGAAGAGUGUUGAGACCAAGCCUUUUCUCAAAAUUGGUAGUCCUUCAGACAUUGUUGCUACAUCUAGUAUUACAAAGAACACCUCUAUGACCCCCGAGCUCCUAAAUAAUGAAGAGGAAUAUAAUGACUUGGCCUCUGGGCCAGAAGAAAUGGGGAAUACAGUAAAAGGUGAAGAGGAAGAGUUUGACACCAUGAGCCCUAAAGGUCAUAAGGACUUGGACAGUGGAAAACCAAGACUGAGACUGGAAUCAGAGAAGUUGGAAAAUUCAGGAUCAGAAAAUGGUGAUGCUAUAAGAUCAUUUUCUCAAGUGGACCAGGCUUUGGGUGCUGAAUUGCCUUCUAUGGUGCAAGAUUGGCCAGCAGAAAGUCCUUUGUCAUGGAACUCUCGCACUCAACACCCCUUUUCUUAUCCUCAUGAGAUCUCAGAUGUCGAUGCCUUUGUUGACUCCCCAGUAGGUAGUCCUGCCUCAUGGAACUCACAUUCUCUGAGCCAAAUAGAGACUGAUGCAGCUCGAAUGAGGAAGAAAUGGGGAACGGCUCAGAAGCCGAUGUGGGCAGCUCAUUCUUCCAAUAAUAUAUCGCGCAAGGAUAUGACUAAAGGAUUUAAACGGUUGUUGAAGUUUGGGAGGAAAAGUCGUGGCUCAGAGAAUUUGGUUGAUUGGAUCUCUGCAACCACGUCUGAAGGAGAUGAUGAUACAGAGGAUGGACGUGAUCCUUCCAACAGGUCAUCGGAAGAUCUGAGGAAGUCAAGAAUGGGAUUUACUCAAGGGCAAACUUCCAAUGAUAGCUUCACAGAAAGCGAGUUUUUCAGUGAACAAGUUCAAUCUUCAGACAGUUCAAUUCCUGCACCUGUGGCUAACUUCAAACUGAGGGAGGAUCAUAUAUCCGUAAGCUCAAUAAAAGCUCCAAGGUCAUUUUUCUCAUUAUCAACAUUCCGGAGCAAGGGAAACGACUCGAGGCCUAAAUAACACUCUUGAGGAUUUCUCCAUUGAUGGGGGCAUGGAGGAUUCUAAAUGUGAGAUUAUGAGAGUUACAAUUUUGUAUGUCAAGGAUGGCUGCCUUCUUCUUGGGGAUCUUAUUUCUUGUUUUCCUGUCGGAAAGCAUGUGUAUAUCGUGUUGAGUGAACAGUUCCAAUGGGCAGAACAGCAACGUGAUUUUGGUAGUUAAAAAGCAUUCUUUCUGCAGUUGCUGUCUGCUCUUAACUUGUGCAAUAUACACACCAGAAUCAAAUGUCAACAUCACACAGGAGAGUUAAUCUGAUUAUGCAGUGUAAUAGAUGGUUAUUUGUGUGAUCGCAUCUCCCCCUUGCUUGGCGGAACUGAGAUUCAUUAAGUGAAUCAAAGGUAUCGUGCAACCCUAUUCGUUAAUUUACUGUAUGGACGAAGUGAACCAUUGCCCUAGCACUAACAGGGAUAAAUGUGUAUUCGAGAUUAGUCUCAACCAACCAUUUACAAGUACAUCGAUGGAUACAAGACUCCUAUUUUUUA
This is a messenger RNA of Olea europaea var. sylvestris, 5298 nucleotides long. RefSeq lists its product as uncharacterized. Bases 391 to 4779 code for a protein of 1462 amino acids. Lineage: Eukaryota; Viridiplantae; Streptophyta; Magnoliopsida; Lamiales; Oleaceae. The record is from RefSeq and is a predicted model, not a curated record. The transcript is spliced from 10 exons.